Miscanthus lutarioriparius is the source of this 927-nucleotide messenger RNA. Lineage: Eukaryota; Viridiplantae; Streptophyta; Magnoliopsida; Poales; Poaceae. The record is from the annotation of a GenBank genome assembly.
AUGCAGAUUGAUUCGGAGGAGCGCCUCGAGGAGCAGCCGAUGAUGCACGGGAAUGGGCACGGGCACGGGCACGGGCACGGCCGUGUCCACCCGGCGGCGUCCUCCAGCUCCGACUUCUCCGGCGAGAUGAACCAGUCCGUGUCCGACCCCUCCUCCAGCCCGCUCUACAGCUUCCACUUCGAGAAGCCCGUCCCGCAGCAGCAGCAGCAGCCGGGCACGUACGUGGUGCAGGUGCCCAAGGACAAGGUCUUCCGCGUCCCGCCGCCCGAGAACGCGCGCCUCUUCGACCACUACACCCGCCGCGCCAAGCGCCGCCGCGGCCGCUCCUGCGCCCGCGUCUGCGCGUGCCUGCUCGCGGGGGCCGUCGCGCUCGCCGUCCUCGCCGGGGCCCUCGCCGGCAUCGCGUACCUGGUCCUCAGGCCGAAGCAGCCGGCGUACACGGUCCAGGCGCUCGCCGUGUCCGGCCUCGCCGAGCUCGGCAACGCCUCCUCCGCCGGCGUGUUCUCGCCGGGGUUCGACGCGACCGUGCGCGCCGACAACCCCAACGGCAGGAUCGGCGUGCGCUACGAGGGAGGCCGGAGCCGCGUCUCCGUGUCCUACGACGGCGUGCUCCUGGCCGACGGCGCGUGGCCGGCGUUCUACCAGGGGCCCCGGAACGUGACGGUGUUCGUGGCCAAGGCGAAGGGGUCCGGGAUACGGUUCUCGCAGCGCGUGCGGGGGCAGAUGGCCGCGGCGGAGCGGCUCCGAUUGGUGCCGUUCGACGUGGACGUCGAGGUGCCCGUGCGCCUGCAGCUCGGCAAGGUCAGGACGUGGGCAGUGCCGGUGCGGGUGUACUGCACCGUGGCGGUCGACAGGCUCGCCGCCGACGCCAAGGUGGUGUCCAGGUCGUGCGACGUCAAGGUGCACCUCCUGUCCUGGAGGAACUGA